AUGGGCGACCGUCCAAAGAGCCAAGGUUCUCUAACUCUUCCCGAGCUCCACAUCAACUUGCUUCGACGCAUCAUCGGCAGUGCUAGGGUCGCCUCAGAUUCCUUGAUUUACAGCUACCAUCGGAGCUUCAACGGCUUCGCUGCCAGACUAACACAGGCCGAGCAUCAGAAACUUUCCGCCUAUGAAGGUGUAGUUUCUGUGUUCCCCAACAAGAUCGUGAAACUCCACACGACGAGAUCAUGGGAUUUCAUCGGCUACCCCAAGAAUGCGUCGACAUCCACCCGCCGCCAACAGAGCAACAUGAUCAUCGGAAUGCUAGACACCGGAAUCUGGCCGGAGUCCCAGAGCUUCGACGCUUCCGGAUAUGGCCCACCUCCGAAGAAAUGGAAGGGUCGCUGCCAAUCGUCCUCCAAUUUCACCUGUAACAAUAAAAUUAUUGGAGCUAGGUACUACAAUGCUGAAGGAGAUUACGGUCCUGACGAUAUCCCUUCACCAAGGGAUUCCGAAGGCCAUGGAAGUCACACUGCGUCCACUGCAGCAGGGAACCUUGUCACCUCAGCUAAUCUCUAUGGCAUUGCCAAUGGGACUGCCCGCGGCGGUGUUCCUGCUGCUCGAAUCGCUAUCUACAAGAUCUGCUGGUCUUUUGGUUGUUCAAAUGCUGAUAUUCUAAAAGCUUUUGAUGAUGCUUGUGCUGAUGGAGUCGACAUAAUCUCGCUCUCAGUUGGUGGUGGGCCAAUGGAUUAUUUCCGCGACCCCAUCGCUAUUGGGGCUUUCCAUUGCAUGAAGAAGGGAAUCUUAACUUCCAACUCGGCUGGCAACGAUGGCCCUGCUCCUGGAUCAGUCGCCAAUGGCUCUCCUUGGUCACUCACUGUUGCUGCUAACACCAUCGACAGAAAGUUGACGACCAAUGUCAAGUUGGGUAAUGGCAAAACUUAUAAUGGGAGCGCUCUCAACACUUUUCAGCCCAAGAAACCAAUGUACCCUCUUAUAUACGGUGGAGAUGCACCAAAUAAGACGGCGGGAUAUGAUGGAAACGUUUCCAAGUAUUGCUACUCGGACUCCUUGGAUAAAAACCUGGUGCAAGGGAAAAUUGUUUAUUGUGAGGCUGCCAGCCAGGGAGAUGGAGCUAUAGCAGCUGGUGCUGUUGGAGCCAUAAUGGGAAACAAUGAACAGGGAGAUGUGGCAUUUUCUUUCUCUUUGCCCAUCUCUCUCUUGAAUGAAACGGAUGGAAACGAUGUUGUGAAAUACUCAAACUCGACAAGUGGCCCAACUGCAGUGAUAUCCAAGACGGUUGACUACCUGGAUGGCUCACCAGCUUACGUGGUUUACUUUUCCUCGCGGGGUCCAAAUACGAUUACCCCUGACAUUCUCAAACCAGACUUGACAGGACCAGGAGUAAAUAUACUGGCAGCAUGGUCUAAGGCUACAACUGUGACAGGAGACCCUGGUGACAAAAGAGUUGUCCCAUACAACAUCAUCUCCGGUACUUCAAUGUCUUGCCCCCAUGUAUCUGGAGCAGCAGCUUAUGUCAAAUCGUUCCACCGUACUUGGUCCCCUGCAGCGAUUAAGUCAGCUCUUAUGACAACAGCACAACCCCUGAGUGCCAAGUAUAAUCCUGAGGCAGAGUUAGCAUACGGGACAGGACAAAUCGAUCCCAUCAAGGCUGCAGAUCCUGGACUAGUGUAUGAUGCUACGGAGAAGGAUUAUAUCAGAUUUCUCUGCGGUCAAGGGUAUUCGACCAAGCAACUCCAACUUGUCACUGGAGAUCCUAGUGCUUGCUCUGCAGCUUCAAAUGGAACCGUGUGGGAUCUAAACUAUCCCACAUUUGCUCUAUCAGCAACCAGAUCAGGAGCCUCUGUGACUCGGGUAUUUCACAGAACCGUUACAAAUGUUGGAUCAGCUAAUACAACCUACAAAGCCAUGGUAAAAGCACCAGCAAACCUUAAGGUCCGGGUCAACCCAAGUGUGCUUAGUUUCAGGACUAUUGGAGAGAAAAAAACAUUUGCUGUGACAGUCUCCACUGUGGUUAAGAACUAUACCAUAACUGGGAUUUUGAGCUGGAGUGAUGGGAAGCACAUUGUAAGGAGUCCCAUUGCUGCAUUCAUGUCAUUCACUUCUCCAACGAGUUCUGAGACCAAUCCUGAUGCUGAACUUGCAUAUGGAGCAGGGCAGCUUAACCCUGUCAAGGAUGUGAAUCCUGUGCUGAGAUAUGAUGCUGAACCAAUAGACUAUGCCUAG
Molecule: messenger RNA, 2238 nt
Organism: Linum tenue
Lineage: Eukaryota; Viridiplantae; Streptophyta; Magnoliopsida; Malpighiales; Linaceae
Source: the annotation of a GenBank genome assembly